Messenger RNA from Emiliania huxleyi CCMP1516, 327 nucleotides. RefSeq lists its product as hypothetical. The record is from RefSeq and is a predicted model, not a curated record. Gene Ontology annotation, molecular function: ATP binding; ATP hydrolysis activity. The annotation marks the transcript as partial. The transcript has a single exon. Lineage: Eukaryota; Haptophyta; Isochrysidales; Noelaerhabdaceae.
GUGCAGCUCACACGGCUCGCGAGUGAGGGGACAGCGGGGCUGGACGCCGUGCGCGACUGGGCGGACGAACUGAGCUUGGGUGAGCAACAGCGGCUCUCGAUCGCGCGAGUCCUCCUCCGCAAGCCGCGCCUCGCGAUCCUCGACGAGGCCACUUCGGCUCUCGACCUGGAGAAUGAGGCCCUACUAUACAACGCGCUCGGCCAGCUCGAGGGGCUGACGUACCUGUCGGUCGGGCAUCGCCCUUCGUUGCUAAACUUCCACGCGUCACGGCUGCGGCUCUAUGGCGUGGAGCGGACACCGUGCUAUGCCGUUGAGACGAUCGGAUAG